Lathyrus oleraceus (garden pea) is the source of this 756-nucleotide messenger RNA. RefSeq lists its product as uncharacterized. The transcript is spliced from 3 exons. Lineage: Eukaryota; Viridiplantae; Streptophyta; Magnoliopsida; Fabales; Fabaceae. The coding region runs from base 1 to 756 and encodes 251 amino acids. The record is from RefSeq and is a predicted model, not a curated record.
AUGAACACUAUCGAUGAUGCUUCUUCUAAUAGUUGUUUGCUGGUGUUCAGAGAAAUGGCUGGAAGAAAUGAUUGUGCAGUUGCUAAUGCUUUGGAUUCAGUGGCUCAGGUGCUGCAAGUUGCUGAGUAUGAUGCGAAGUUUGAGGAACUGUUGAAUUUUUCUCCACUCUAUAAUGAUGUGACUGUUGAGGGGCCGAAGUGUAUCAAAUUCGAGAGCAGCUUGAGACCAGAGAUUAAGCAAGGUAUUGGGCAUCAAGAGAUUCUCCAGUUUUCUGUGCUAGUGAAUAAGUGUAGAAUAUAUGAUGAGGAUAACAGAGCCCGAUCUUCUCACUAUAAGAGUUUUAGUGGGAAGAAAGGGAAGGAUCAGAAUUGUGGGAAACCGUAUAGUGCUCUAACUGACAAAGGGAAGCAGAAGGUUGAUCAGAAGGCUAUAGGUGGGAAAGAGAAAAGUGGGGGAGAGGAUCCUACUUCUAUUCGUAUGAAGUCAGACGAUAUUAUGGAGACUGUGUUCAGAAUGAGAUAUGGUCACUAUGAGUAUUCAGUGAUGACGUUUGGUGUAUCUAAUGCGUCUGGAGUGUUCAUGGAGUACAUGAAUAGAAUAUUUCAUCCGUACUUAGAUCAGUUUGUGGUUGUGUUCAUCAAUGAUAUUCUAAUAUAUUCAAAGUCUGAUGAAGAGCAUGUGGAACAUCUAAGAGUUGUGUUGCACACUUUGAAAGAGAAGAAGUUGUAUGUGAAGUUAUCUAAGUGUGAGUUCUAG